Triticum turgidum subsp. durum (durum wheat) is the source of this 1074-nucleotide messenger RNA. The record is from the annotation of a GenBank genome assembly. NCBI's taxonomy places the organism in Eukaryota, Viridiplantae, Streptophyta, Magnoliopsida, Poales, Poaceae.
AUGUCUCAUUAUCAGGAGCACAAUGUUGAGGACAUGGAGGAUGAUUGCGACAUGGAUAAUCCGGUAGAUGACAUGGAUGGUGAAGAUUACCUAGGGCCGGAGGCUAGGGACGACUCUGAUGAGGAGGAUGACGAGGAUGCCGAAGCGAAUAAGGCAUCCGACACAUCAUCUGAAGAAGCAAGACGUGGAAAAGACAUUCAAGGAAUACCAUGGGAUCGCCUGGAACUUACCAGAGAAGGAUACAGGGAGACAAGAUUAUUACAGUACAAAAAUUACGAGAAUGUACCUAAUUCUGCAGAAACAGCAAUGAAGGCAUGCAAAUCUACUGAGAAAGACGGAACAUAUUAUGAGUUCAGGCGAAAUACUAGAUCAGUAAAAUCUACUAUUCUACAUUUUCAGCUGAGAAAUUUAGUAUGGGCUACAUCUAAGCAUGAUGCUUACCUAAUAUCGCAUUACUCGGUGCUACACUGGUCAGCCUUGAGUGGUGUGGACACAGAAAUUAUGAAUGUCGAAGGGCAUAUCGCACCAAGUGAGAAACAUCCAGGAAGUUUAUUAGAAGGGUUUUCUCAGACUCAAGUUAGUACGCUGGCAGUCAAGGAUAAUUUGCUAGUAGCUGGUGGUUUCCAAGGAGAGCUAAUAUGCAAAAACCUGGACCAAGAAGGAAUAAGCUUUUGCUGCAGGACAACAUAUGAUGAUAAUGCAAUCACCAAUGCAGUGGAGAUAUUCAACACCUCUAGUGGCGCUGUUCACUUCAUUGCAUCUAUUAACGACUCCGGUGUAAGAGAAUAUGAUAUGGAAAGAUACCAGUUAUGUAAGCAUUUCCGCUUUGAUUGGCCAGUGAAUCACACGUCUUUGAGCCCUGAUGGGAAGCUUGUUCUCGUUGUCGGGGAUGACCCAGAUGCUUUGCUUAUUGAUGCUAAUUCAGGAAAGACUAUUCAUUCUAUGAAAGGUCACUUGGAUUUCUCAUUUGCAUCGGCUUGGAGCCCGAUGGCCGGACAUUUGCCACUGGCAAUCAAGACAGGACAUGCCGGGUUUGGGAUGCCAGAAAUCUCUCGCAGUCUCUCCAUGUCUUGA